GCAGCUCGCUCUCUCGUCUCUACAUACUCUACAACAAUCAGUAGCAAGGACACCAAUUCAGGUCCCUCUCCCCUAUCCCCAAAACCGUGAGCAUGUCGAGGACAGGCGCUCUCCAUCUGGCUUCGGGCCUGGGAGGGCUGAUCGGCAAGGAGCAAGUCAAGUCGUCGGUGGAACAGUACGAGAAGUACCAUGACCUUCACGGAGGCGAAGCCAAAUCGAGGGCAUCCAACUAUGCUGAUGUGGCCAACAAGUACUAUGACCUUGUCACCAGCUUCUACGAGUACGGAUGGGGCGAGUCGUUCCAUUUCGCAAACAGAUGGGAAGGAGAGACUUUGCGUGAGAGCAUCAAGCGGUAUGAGCAUUUCAUAGCCUUGCAACUUGGCCUCACUGAUGGGAUGAAAGUGUUGGACGUGGGAUGCGGCAUCGGAGGGCCUCUCAGAGAGAUCGCGAGAUUCAGCUCCGCGUCGGUGACGGGUUUGAACAACAACGAGUACCAGAUCACAAGGGGCCAGGAGCUCAUCGAUUUAGCCGGCCUGAGUAAACGAUGCAACUUUGUCAAGGGGGACUUCAUGCACAUGCCGUUCCCCGACGACACAUUCGACGCGGCGUACGCCAUCGAGGCCACAUGCCACGCACCUGACGCGGUCGGGUGCUACAUGGAGAUCCACCGUGUGCUGCGACCCGGGCAGCCCAUGGCGUUCUACGAGUGGUGCAUGACGGAGCGGUUCGACCCGGGGAACCCACGGCACGUGGCCGCCAAGGCCGAGAUCGAGCUCGGCAACGGCCUCGUCGACAUCCGCACCACCGCGCAGUGCCUCCAGGCCGUCAAGGACGCCGGCUUCGAGGUGAUCUCUGCCAAGGACGUCGCGGAGGACUCUGCGGUGCCGUGGUACCAGCCUCUGGACCCGGACGCCGGCGCGUCGUGGACGAGCGCCAACGGCUUCCGGCUCAGCCGCGUCGGGCGCCUCGUCACCCACGCCAUGGUGAAGGCCAUGGAGCGUCUCGGCGUCGCGCCGGAGGGGAGCGUCAGGGUCUCCGGCCUCAUGGAGACCGCCGGCGAGGGCCUCGUCAAGGGAGGCAGGGAAGGGAUCUUCACGCCCAUGUUCUUCGUGCUGGCUCGCAAGAAACCCAACCUGCUGACAGGGACUGAGAACGUCUGAAGAAUCAUGCCUAUUGCUUUGGUUGCUUUGCUUGCCAUUUCCUGAAACUACCUAUCCUUUUUUUUUUUGCGGGUUACUGAAACUACCUAUCUAAUCUGUCUAUCUAUCUAUUUGUGAUGUGCUGCUGGUGGCGCGCGGAAAAUGUUUGAUGCAAGUUUUAACAUCCAUAGCUACUUCAAUCGAUCCAAAUUAAUUAACGCAACUUUAGAACAAUUUUGUAUGGAUUGGAGGGAAUGCUUGUCUAUCUAUCUAUCUAUUUGUUAUGUGCCACUGGUGGUGCGCGGAAAAUGUUUGAUGCAGGUUUGUAAGGCAUCUCCAACGCCGACC
Messenger RNA from Aegilops tauschii subsp. strangulata, 1487 nucleotides. RefSeq names its product cycloartenol-C-24-methyltransferase 1-like. Gene Ontology annotation, biological process: sterol biosynthetic process. Lineage: Eukaryota; Viridiplantae; Streptophyta; Magnoliopsida; Poales; Poaceae. The record is from RefSeq and is a predicted model, not a curated record. Gene Ontology annotation, cellular component: endoplasmic reticulum. Gene Ontology annotation, molecular function: sterol 24-C-methyltransferase activity.